Molecule: messenger RNA, 1026 nt
Organism: Eucalyptus grandis
Lineage: Eukaryota; Viridiplantae; Streptophyta; Magnoliopsida; Myrtales; Myrtaceae
Exons: 3
Coding region: 1-1026 (341 amino acids)
Source: RefSeq, a predicted model, not a curated record
AUGUCGACAGGGCGCGGGCAUGUGGUGGAAUAUCACACAGAUGGCAGCGAGGAUGGUGAUGUUGAGGGAUGUGAAGAACUAAACUAUUCAAUAUAUGACGGUGGGUAUGAUGGCGUUGCUAGAGAAGAUGGGUUCGCCUUUGUUGAUCUUGAUGAGUUAUACAUGAGAAAUGUAAGUUGUGCUAACAAAGAUGGUUCAAUGGAGAGGGAUAUGGAGGUUGGAGACAUCAGUCAGUAUGUAGAUGUGUUAGCUGACAAUGUAGAUUUCUUGAAUAUGAAUGGCGAAAAUGAGUAUACACAUCCCGAGUUUAAUGCUGAGGUUGAUAUGGAAAAUCCUGUCUUCAAGUUAGGAAUGUGCUUUAGCAAUGCUGAGGAGUUUAGAAAGGCCGUUAGGAACCAUGCCAUAAAAAAUGGGAGAAAGGUGAGAGCUCUACAUGUUCCUCAAAUAAGCACUAAAUGGUUGGCAAACAAGUACUGUGAUAGGUUGAGAAACAAUCCUACAUGGCCAGGUGCUUCAAUGAAAAAAACAAUGGAGUCUGAGAAUGUUUUAAAGUUGUCGAGGACAAUGGUUUAUAGAGCUAGGGCAACGGCAAUGAGUAUGAUUACUGGGAAUGAGGAAGAGCAAUUUCGGAUGCUUAGGAGCUAUUGUCAAGCACUUCUUGAUGCCAACCCGGGAUCCACGUGUAUAAUCAAAACCGAGCAAUAUCAAGACCAAUACAAGUUUAAGGCAGUCUAUAUUUGUCUGGAUGCAUUAAGGAGGGGCUUUGUAGAAGGAUGUAGGCGCUUUGUAGGUUUUGAUGGUUGCCAUUUGUCAUCAGGCUACAGGGGUAUACUUCUAGCAGCGGUGGGCAUAGAUGGCAACAAUCAAAUGUAUCCCUUUGCAUGGGCAGUUGUCGGACAAGAAACAUAUAAGACAUGGCAUUGGUUUAUUAGUUUGAUUAUAGAAGACUUGGGGAUUACCGACCCUGAAAAUUCAAAGUACUGGACUUUCUUAUGUGACAAACGAAGGGAUUGGUGCAAGCACUAG